CCUCCAGCCUUAGCGAGGAUCUUGGACCUCGCCUGGCUUUGGUCCGACCUGGCUGUAGAGCACAUGCCCAGCACAGUGACCUGAUCAUGACAGAUCAGGUCAGCCCAGAGUCCGCACAGGUGACCUCGGAGCUCACCUGUGAGUGCCCGGAGCCCCGAGGCUGUCCAGUCCAGCGGUAGCUCAUUGGCGACCUACUCUUUCCAUCCCUGGAAAUGUCAGGAGCAGGCCUUCAGGCAUGGCUGUAUCCAGGAAGGGUUCGUUUCAGACCUUUGGAAAGGAUGUGUGCAUCACGGGUCAGUCGGUGUACCCUAGCCUCCGCACUGUCCCCCAGGAGUGCUUGUGUUGCCAAUGCUAUGCCAAGUUUGGGGGCCACCUGCCUGUGCCCCGGGCUGAUGCGCUGCUGCCCUACUGGGUGCCUCUGUCCCUGAGACCACGAAAGCAGGUCUCGAAGAUGAUGCGGUGUUACGUCCCCAGAGCCGUGAGGUCGUGCCGGUGCUCCUGCCACUGCUUCGGGGGCCGUCUUCCGAUGCCCAGGGACAGGGCCGUCAUGCCCUACUGGGUGCCCCAGGGGCUGAGGUCACAGAAGAAGGUGGCGAAGAGGCUGGAGAAUGUGAAAGACACUCCAGGUUUCCCCCAGGACUCGAGCGGAUGGUACGGCUGUUGGCGGAUCUGUGGGAACCAGCAUCUCCUCCUCAAGUGGCAGCGGCUCCAGGCCCUUUAUCAAGAUGAGCUGCCAGGCCUCCAGGAGGAUGAGCCCCAUGCCAGCCGCUUAGGCCUACUCCUACCCAUCAGCUUCAAUCUCCUGACCCUGCUGCAGGCGGUCCUGAGGGCCAUCAUGGCCAUUCGUCAUUUGUUCUGGGACUGAAUUGAAGUCUUCAGCUACUGUCAAGGUCCUCCACAAGAAUGUCAGUCCCAAUCAUGGUCCCUCAAGGGAAGCCCUCGGCUCAGGAGGACCUGUGACACUUGCUGUUCCCACACAAGAUAAGAUCUGCGCCCGUGGUCCAACCUGAGCUAGGAACCGUCACGUGACUGCUCGUUGAAGGGGAGCUGGCACGAAUGUCCGCACGAGUCUGUUGUGAAUGCAGCCAAUAAAUGUUAUUUGUGAAACUCUAAA
Molecule: messenger RNA, 1114 nt
Organism: Grammomys surdaster
Lineage: Eukaryota; Metazoa; Chordata; Mammalia; Rodentia; Muridae
Gene: CUNH16orf95
Product: chromosome unknown C16orf95 homolog
Exons: 7
Coding region: 236-865 (209 amino acids)
Source: RefSeq, a predicted model, not a curated record